This is a messenger RNA of Venustampulla echinocandica, 1296 nucleotides long. RefSeq lists its product as uncharacterized. Gene Ontology annotation, cellular component: SAGA complex. The transcript is spliced from 5 exons. Gene Ontology annotation, biological process: regulatory ncRNA-mediated heterochromatin formation; RITS complex assembly; regulation of transcription by RNA polymerase II. NCBI's taxonomy places the organism in Eukaryota, Fungi, Ascomycota, Leotiomycetes, Helotiales, Pleuroascaceae. The record is from RefSeq and is a predicted model, not a curated record. Bases 1 to 1296 code for a protein of 431 amino acids.
AUGGCUGCCGCUGCACCUGGAUCUACCAGCAAAGCGCCCGUCGCGAGCGAUGACGACUCGACCAUCAAAGUUGCGCCCAAGAAGGAGAACAAGGACAAGUUAAUAGGCACUAUUAAAUUAAAGAAGCCGCCGCCGAAGCACAACAAACCUGGGAACUGGCGCGAUGGUAGCGUGAUUGACGACGAUAAGAAGAAGGGCACCGACACCUCCUCAGCAAACUCAGUACCAGCCUCCCCAGGCCCGGUUGUCAACCAGCUAGAUGAUACCGCACGAGAAACAUUUGCCACUGGCCGGCCACUCGAAGAUAGCCUUGAUUUGCAACAGUGCAAGCACUGUAAGAAGAGCGUUCUCAAGACUACUAUCAAGGCACAUCUAGUAGCAUGUUUGAAGGCGAAGAAGGAGAAGGCACAAAGAAAGAAGGAACAGAAAGAGGCUCGCGAAAGGGAGAGGAGGGGUCUGGGGGAGGAAAAGAAAGACGAUGAUGGUGAUACGAGGAUGGACGACGACGAUGACGCCGACGAUGAUGUUUCUCCUGAAAAGAAAGGCCCUGAAGGCCUGAAGACUGCAAAGAAGAGUGCUGGGAAGAAGGUUGAUGUGGACGAUACAAAGAAAGGGAAAAAGCGUAAAGCCGACGGUGAUGCUGAAAAGGGCCCCAAACCAAAGAAGAAAAAGGAGGAGCCAAAGUUAAAGGCGCCCAAGCCGAAAGGCCCAGUAGAUGUUGAAAGGCAAUGUGGAGUCAUGAAAGAUGGAGUUCCCUGCGCUCGCUCACUCACUUGCAAAAGCCAUUCCAUGGGUGCCAAACGUGCAGUUCCAGGCCGAUCGUUACCAUACGACAUGCUUCUUACAGCAUACCAGAAGAAGAACCAAGCCAAGCAGCAAAAAGCAGCAAUCGAUGCCAAUGCUCCGCUCGAGGAUGAAGAAGCUGCUAACGGCCCCGUCGAUUCCGAUGAAGAACUCACAGCUGUCAUGCACGGCCUCUCCAAUUGGAAUCCGCAGCCUGUCGUCCCACCGCCUGUCCACAUUCCCAUCGAGAAACAAUACAUGCGCCAGAGACUAUACGAGCAACUACAUAAUGCAACAAACGGGUUCACUGUCAAUAUCUUCAAAGUGGCCGGAGACGGCGUCAAGAAACGUCCGAAAACCGAUACUAUCCAUUUGGAUGCAGAUGGUGAUGCGGAGGGGGAAUUAGAUACUGGCUUGGGAAUAGGGAUGGCGGGAGUUGCGGCGCGGAGGGCAAGUGGAUUCAAUAUGCAAAUGCCGCCGCAUAGAAAGACGUCGACUGCUGCUCAGCGGUAG